CCAAACCAAGUUGUGCUAGUACAACCAUAUAAAUAAUUAAUAUCUGAAGUCUCAGUGUAACAUGGACAUUAACAGUGAUGACAUAUAAAUACAGACGGGAACCAAAUGCUAGGUGAAAUACUUUUUACAAGAAAGGAAGUUGAGAGGUUCUAGUAUUCUCCAUGGCUGAAGCUGUGUGUCUGAAACCCUGACGCUUAAACUCUAUUAUAGAUCAUAGCUGCAACUCCUUCAGGAUAUAAGGAAAAGAGAUAAGAUUUCCACAAUGAUAGAUCUUUGGUUGUACAGGUUUCCCAAUGAGUGGAUCAUGAUGACCGUAUUAUAGGGACUUGCCAUAGUAUGGCUGCUUCCCGAUCUACUCGUGUUACAAGAUCAACAGUGGGGUUAAACGGCUUGGAUGAAUCUUUUUGUGGUAGAACUUUAAGGAAUCGUAGCAUUGCUCACCCGGAGGAAAUCUCUUCUCAUUCUCAAGUACGAUCAAGAUCACCAAAGAAGAGACCAGAGCCUAUACAGAUUCAGAAAGGAAAUAAUAAUAAUGGAAGAACCACUGAUUUAAAGCAGCAAAGUACUAGAGAAUCAUGGGUAAGCCCUAGGAAAAGAGGACUUUCUUCUUCAGAAAAGGAUAACAUAGAAAGGCAGGCUGUAGAAAAUUGUGAGAGAAGGCAAACAGAACCUGUAUCACCAGUUUUAAAAAGAAUUAAGCGUUGUCUUAGAUCUGAAGCACCAAACAGUUCAGAAGAAGAUUCACCUAUAAAAUCAGACAAGGAGUCAAUAGAACAGAGGAGUUCAGUAGUGGACAAUGAUGCAGAGUUUCAAGGGACUAAACGAGCUUGUCGAUGUCUUAUACUGGAUGAUUGUGAGAAAAGGGAAGUUAAAAAGGUGAAUGUCAGUGAGGAAGGGCCACUUAAUUCUGCAGUAGUUGAAGAAAUCACAGGCUAUUUGGCUGUCAAUGGUGUUGAUGACAGUGAUCCAGCUGUUAUAAACUGUGAUGACUGUCAGCCUGAUGGGAACACUAAACAAAAUAGCACUGGUUCCUAUUUGUUGCAGGAAAAAUCAGUAGCUGGAAAUGGGGAUUUGGAAACCCCGACUUCAAUGUUCCUUGAUAGUAGGAAGGACGGUUAUAUAGACCAUAAUGUGCCUUGCACAAAUUCAGAAGUGCAGGUCAAGUUGGAGGACCAUAAAACAAUAACUGCCUGCCUGCCUGUGGAACAUGUUAAUCAGCUAUCUACUGAGCCAGCUUCAGCCCCUGUUUCUGAAAUUCAGUCAUCUUUAAGGGAUUCUGAGGAGGAAGUGGAUGUGGAUGUGGUGGGAGAUAGCGGUGCCUCAAAAGAGCAGUGUAAUGAAAACACCGGUAACGUCCUGGAUACAGUUACUGACAAUAUGCCGGUCUUGGGAGAACAAGAACAAUCUUCCAUUCUAGACUGUGUUUCAACUCAAAUAAUGUCUUUAUCAGAACCUCAAGAACAUCGCUAUACCUUGAGAACUUCACCACGGAGGGCGGCCCCUACCAGAGGUAGUCCCACUAAGAACAGUUCUCCUUGCCAAGAAAAUGGACAAUUUGAGGAGAAUAAUCUUAGUCCCAAUGAAACAAAUACAACUCUUAGUGAUAAUGUAAGUGAGUCUACCACAAAUCCUGAUGAAAUUUCUCAGAAUGAAAAAGUUGUGUGUCGUGACUCUCAAAACUAUGGAAGUGAAGGACUAAGUAAGUCAUCCUCAGAGGCAAGACUCAAUAUUGGACACUUACCAUCGGCCAAAGAGAGUGCCAGUCAACACAUUACAGAAGAGGAAGAUGAUGAUCCUGAUGUUUAUUACUUUGAAUCAGAUCAUGUGGCACUGAAACACAACAAAGAUUAUCAGAGACUGCUACAGACAAUUGCUGUACUUGAGGCCCAGCGUUCUCAAGCAGUCCAAGACCUGGAAAGUUUAGGCAAGCAUCAGAGAGAAGCACUAAAAAAUCCCAUUGGAUUUGUGGAAAAACUCCAGAAGAAGGCUGAUAUAGGGCUUCCAUUUCCACAGAGAGUUGUUCAGUUGCCUGAGAUUGUAUGGGACCAAUAUACCAAUAGCCUUGGGAACUUUGAAAGAGAAUUUAAAAAUCGUAAAAGACAUACUAGAAGAGCUAAGUUAGUUUUUGAUAAAGUAGGUUUACCUGCUAGACCAAGAAGUCCUUUAGAUCCUAAGAAGGAUGGAGAGUCCAUUUCAUACUCUAUGUUGCCUUUGAGUGAUGGUCCAGAAGCCUCAAACAGUCGUCCUCAGAUGAUAAGGGGACGCCUGUGUGAUGAUACCAAACCUGAAACAUUUAACCAGUUGUGGACUGUUGAAGAACAGAAAAAACUUGAACAGCUACUACUAAAAUACCCUCCUGAAGAAGUGGAAUCCCGACGCUGGCAGAAGAUUGCAGAUGAACUGGGCAACAGGACAGCAAAACAGGUUGCCAGUCGAGUACAGAAGUAUUUUAUAAAGCUAACGAAAGCUGGCAUUCCAGUUCCUGGCAGAACACCAAAUUUAUAUAUUUACUCCAAAAAGUCUUCAACAAGCAGACGUCAGCACCCCCUUAAUAAGCAUCUUUUUAAACCUUCCACUUUUAUGACUUCACAUGAACCACCAGUAUAUAUGGAUGAAGAUGAUGACCGAUCCUGUUUUCAUAGCCACAUGAGCACUUCUAUUGAAGAAGCCUCGGAUGAAGAAAGUAUACCUAUCAUGUGUAGGAAUUUACCUGAAUAUAAAGAACUAUUACAGUUUAAAAAGUUGAAGAAGCAGAAGCUUCAGCAAAUGAAAGCUGAAAGUGGGUUUGUGCAGCAUGUAGGCUUCAAGUGUGAUAACUGUGGCAUAGAACCUAUCCAGGGUGUUCGGUGGCACUGCCAGGACUGUCCUCCAGAAAUGUCUUUGGAUUUCUGUGAUUCUUGUUCAGACUGCCUACAUGAAACAGAUAUUCACAAGGAAGAUCACCAAUUAGAACCUAUUUAUAGGUCAGAGACAUUUUUAGACAGAGACUACUGUGUCUCCCAGGGCACCAGUUAUAAUUACCUUGACCCAAACUACUUUCCAGCAAACAGAUGACAUGGAAGAGAGCAUCAUUUACUAGUCCUCUUCAAUACACAGCAAUGGUAUCAUUGUUAAUUAUGUGCACAGUUUGGAAAGAUUCUCUGCUUUCCCUGAAAUGACACUCACAGCAUGAGAGCUUCCUGAGUGUUCUCGUCAAGUAUAGCUUGGCACCGUUGUGGCUCUAGAUCAUUGUUCAGCAGCUGAACAUUCCUGGUAAGCAAAAGGUUUCCCUAGUGAAUUUUGCACCACCACCUGAAAGCCUCGUAGGUGGUGAUCGUAAAUGGGUGAGUUGGAAACGAGAGCACACAUUAAGAGUAAAUUCCAAAGGUUUCAAAGAUCUUGGUCAUAAAUAUGAUAAGAAGACAAAGUAUUUAUAUUAAAAACAGUUUAGUAGCUUUCAGUUUUGUGGAAAUAGUUUUCAGUGCAGAAACUGACUUCUUUAGACAAAGUUUUAACCAAUGAUGGUGUUUGCUUCUAGAAUAUAUACUCUAAAAGAACUCACUGUCCCAGUGGUGGUCAUUGAUGACCUUUAGUAAAUUGGAGCUGCUUAACCAUAUUGAUAUCUUAACUUCUUUUAACCGCAAUGAACUGUCUUUAUUACCAACAGUAAAGCACUACAGGAGGCAGCUGUGUCAUUGCUUCCUUAACCAGCUCAUGGUGUGUGAAUGUUAUAAAGUUGUCACUCAGAUAUAUUUUUUAAAUGUUAUGUUAUAUAAGAUGAUCAUGUGAUGUGUACAAACUAUGGUGAAAAAGUGCCAGUGGUAGUAACUGUGUAAAGUCUCUAAUUCACACAUUAAUUCCUUUAAAAUACACAGCCUUCUGCCUCUGUAUUUGGAGUUGUGAGUGCAACUCAUCAAAGAAAACUGCCUAAUAUAAAAAUCAUAUAUAUGGUAAUAAUUUCCCUCUUUUGUAGUCUACACAAGAUCCAUAAAAGAUUGUAUUUUUAUUACUAUUUAAACAAGUGAUUAAAUUUAGUCUGCGCAGUGAGCAAGAGUUCACACGCAUUCUUUUAUACUGAUGGAUUUUGUUGUGCAUCAUUUAAAGCAUUUUGUAUGUUUCUUCUUAACUGUGUAUACAGUAUGUUCUUGAACAAUGUUCAUUUGUCAGGAGAACUGUGAGAAAUAAACUAUGUGGAUACUGUCUGUUUAUAUUAUAGAAUGUUGUGGUGACUUCCUUUUGGUUAGAUUAGAUUUUUUUUUUUUUACCAGUGUUAAAACCAGAAUUUUUUUUUAAAGUUUUACAAGUAAGUCUGCUUCUCAUAUACAAUUAGGGUUUUCUUCACUGUCUUUUAUAAAGAGUAAAAAAUAUAGAAAAGAGUGAACUUGAGAAUGUAUAAUUACGGUAGUAUUUUUGAUCAGUGUGUGCUAAAAGAAAAAAUUAAACUAGUUUACAAAAAAGAAACAGAGACUGUGGCUAAGCAAAAGACAAUUAUUGAUUCCCAAAUGUAGAAAGACUGAAGUUUUCUGUUCUCCUUGUUUUUGGUGAAAAUAAAUCUCCAUGGAAUUAAAUAGGUGGUUUCCUGGAGACCACCAGGAAAUAUUAUUAUUAAUAUUGAUUAGAAAAAGAUAGUAUAAAUAUUCUAAGGUGGAUUAGUAUUAUAUUUUAUCUGAUUUUUAGAAUCAUUUAUUUUUUCCUGUUUUUAAAUCUAGGGAACAGUAUUCAGUAGUUCUCUUCAAUACACAGCAGGGCACUAAAAUCGACCCUGAACUUUUUUUUAAUUAAGAAAAAUAACAAUUUUAAUAAAGAGAUAUGAGAAUUUUAAAGUAAUAUACUGAUUAAGAUCAGAAAGAGAAGUAAAUGAACUUCUCACCCUGAAAGAGGGGAAUUGUUAGCGUUCUAGACAUUUUAAUACUAAAUGUCAUGUGCUAUGCCAGAAGAUCUGCCUGCAGCCUGUAAUAUGACAAGACAGUUGCACGUGGUGAUAACUUUUGUGUUUGUAUGGAAAUUAUACCAGUUAGCUUUGGAGAACCAUUCACAUCUAUUUAAAAAAAUUCCAUAAGGUAUGAAGUAUGCUUUGGGAAGGACUUAUGAGUGAGGCAGUUGUUACAUAAAGAGAAUGUACAAGCCACUUGAAUGCAUUUUUCAAGGGCAAAGAUUAACAGAUUUUGGCAGAAAAGAUUAUUUUCUGCUUGAACAGAGAUGUAUUUAUUUUGAAAUUUUCGGCUCAAAGCAAGUAGUCCCCUUGUCUUUAAAAGGCAUAAAGGGUAGUAGUAACAUUGGAAGUGUCUUAUGUUGUCUCCAUUUGAGGGUUGCAGGAGUAGGUAGGUCUGUGGGUUUGCAAGUAGGCCUUCCGUUGUGUACCAAGAAAUAUUUGGUAUGGAAGACAACAGACUAUAAAAGAUCUACUUGUUAACGCAUUGCUUAUUAUCAGGUGAGCUUCAGUAGAUCAGAUUUAUUUCCUGGCAUAUUAUACUCAAAUUAUAUGUUAAUAACUGAAGAAAAUUUUAAUGACAUCUAAAGAAAGCUUAAGUGGAGAAGUUUCCUUCUGUGAGUAAACUCUGAUAAGAAUACUUACUAUGUAUCAAGGAAUCAUAUAGUAGUAAGGCAGGUUCAUUUAUUAUCCUGUCUUUGUGUGAGGAAAUCUAGUCAGAAAGUUGUUAACCCACCUGCUCAAGGCCAAAUAGUUAGGAAAGUGGUGAUGCCUGACUUUAACCUAAACUGGUAAACCCAGACUCAGUGUCUUAUCCCCACUACCUUCUUUGCCCAGCAUGAAUAUUCCUGUUGUAUCGGGCAUCACUGGCAUGUUAAGAGUGCGGGUGUGCAAGAGUUUUUCAUGUUUUUUUUUUCCCCAGGCAUGGUGUAGUUGUUAGAGUACAAACCUGAGUAUAUUUCUAGGUUUGUUGCACAGGAUAGAGAAGCCUAUAUGUGGACCGAGGGAAACCACUGAAAUAUCGUGCCAUUGCAGACUCAACAGGUGCACGCUGUGUGCUUCUCACUUACCCGUGACCAUGUCUUACCCCCCACUUCCCUUUUAAGUCAAAUCACAGAACACCAUUUACUGAGGUGUGAGGAACAUUUUUAAGAAAAGGAAAUAGCAAAAAUAGUGUGUCACAUGCAGUAAAGAUUAAGUGUUGUUUUCUCAUGUUUCUUUUUCAGUCAUAAAUGGGAGACCUGUUAUAGAAACCAUUUCUUACUGUAGAUGAGUUCUAGGUGCACUAGAUGAAUUAGGAGUCUCCAGUUACAAGUCACUUUUUCUACAAGAUUAUGGAGACAUCGUCCUUCUUUAGGCAAUAAAGUGUUGGUUUUCAUUUCUUGCCUUGGUAAAAAGGUACUGAAGGGAUUAAAUAAUCCCAGAAAAGAACUUCCGUUUUUUUUUCCAGUUUAUAUAGCUGCAUAAAUGUCUUUUUGAAAGUUAUGUCACAUUUAGCUCCAUGAGAACAGAGGACCAUCCAUGUUUGUCUGUGGCUCUAGGGCCUGGCUUUUAAUAGAUUGUCCAUAAAUAGUUGUGGUUGUAUGACCAAUGAGUUACACUUUUUUUUUUUUUUUCUCUCUGGGAAGUUAGGUGUUGGCACCUAUAUCCAAGAGUAUCUGUGACUCUUAAUGGGCUUGGCUCAGGAGCUGAGAAAAGGGAGGAGCCAUCCUACUUGUCUAAAGGAUGUUCUUCAACCCUGGUGGAUGGGAACGUUUGAGUUCGGGGUGGGGCCUCCAUUGGGCCAUGUAUCUUCAGUCUCUGUCACGUCUGUAGAGUGAUUUAAAUGGCAAAGACAAUGGGCUGGAAAUUGGGGCCCUAGUUCCAAGUUGCAGAAGUUACACUCUCAGUAAAUGUUGACAGAGAGGCACCUUUCGAGUUCUAGGAACUAGUAAAUGAUUUACAUGUCCUCUUAACUUGUCUUAAUCCCCACAACUCCUCUAUGAGGUUGAUUUACUGUUAGGAUCUCUAUUGUACAGAUGGGAAAACUAGAGAUACAGAGAAUUUAAAUGUGUUCGUUCGUUCUUGGUUUGUAAUUGCUGUGGGUGGGUGGCACUUAGGAUACAAAACCCUGAUUUAUGGAUCUUAUAUAUGAACGCAGAAGACAAGCAAUAUACAAAUAAAAAUUUUAAUUACUUAAUUUUAGGCAGAGAUAAAUACUGUGAGGAAAAAUAAUACUUGAAGAAAAAUAACUGAAGAAUGGGGAACACUGUCGUUUUAGACGGAAUAAUCAAAGCCUCAACGACAAGGGUAGAUUAGAAUGUUAGAAAAACCUGAAUGAAGUGAAGGAAUUUGCUGUCUGGAUCAGGUGUUGGAAGAGGCAGAAGAAUACUAAUGCCAGUGGCCUUGAGCCAGUAAAUAUGCUUGCUCAGGCAACUAAGAUGUUCAUUGUAACUGGAACCAAAUGAGCAAGAAGAGAGUAGUAAUUGGUGGGGUUAGAGAGGAUGUGGGGCCAGUUCAGGUGUGACUUUGAAUGUAGGGCAUCAUAAUGAAGUUUGGUUUGUGUUCUGACAUUUCCCAUACACACAUGGCCUUUUGCUAGGUCAAGACCUCUAAGGUCCUUUUCUGUCAUUUCAAGCCAUCCAAAUCAUCAGUGUGUCUUUUAGCAGCGCUUUGGAAGAAGCCCUAUGGAUUCGUCAGGGGUUAAGCUGUUUACCUGUGCUGUUUUUUCAGGGUGGCUGUCAACUACACCUAUAAGUCAUAUCUAGGCCUGACUGCUUCUCUGUUGCCUCAUUUCCUCAUGCUUGCUAUUAAAGCUGUGGUGGAUUUGGGCUGUGUGGUCUGUGUUGGCAGAAUGUUAAUCCCUACCUAUAAGAGUCAUUUUAUAUUUUCUGGCACAAAUGGUAAUUUUCAUCUUUUUAUCAUCACUUUUCUUCUCAUUUGCUCAAAUAUUCCCUAUGCUCCUCUAUGAAGAGUGUGACAAGUUGUGAUAGUAAAAUAACUGACAACUGUGUGAGUUAUGGGAACAUGCUGCACCCUUUUUGUUAAUAGAGGCCUAAUUGUAACCAAAGAAAUUUAAUUUCUCUAGCAAACACUUGACAUUUAUGUUUUAAGAACCAAUGCUACAGAAAAAGGAAAUAUGAAAAUUAUCAUGUAUCACGAAUACAUUAAGAAUUCUCUGUAAUAGUCUGGCCAAAAUUAAAACUUUAUAAAUGGAUCAUAAGUUUCAACUAGUACUGUGCUUGCUUCUAAUUCUGUUUGGAAUUAAGGCUUCAGAUGCUUUUCAGAAUGAUGUGAGUUACAAAUAAAUAGAAAAAGAGUUGUCCUGUC
Molecule: messenger RNA, 8218 nt
Organism: Dipodomys ordii (Ord's kangaroo rat)
Lineage: Eukaryota; Metazoa; Chordata; Mammalia; Rodentia; Heteromyidae
Gene: Zzz3
Product: zinc finger, ZZ-type containing 3
Exons: 13
Coding region: 337-3054 (905 amino acids)
Molecular function (GO): zinc ion binding
Source: RefSeq, a predicted model, not a curated record